Panthera uncia (snow leopard) is the source of this 7741-nucleotide messenger RNA. It is a transcript of the gene TENT4B, whose product is annotated as terminal nucleotidyltransferase 4B. Gene Ontology annotation, molecular function: poly(A) RNA polymerase activity; mRNA binding. The transcript has 12 exons. Lineage: Eukaryota; Metazoa; Chordata; Mammalia; Carnivora; Felidae. Gene Ontology annotation, cellular component: TRAMP complex; nucleolus. Gene Ontology annotation, biological process: RNA 3'-end processing. The record is from RefSeq and is a predicted model, not a curated record. Bases 309 to 2444 code for a protein of 711 amino acids.
CGCCGCUGCCGCUUGCCCUACUCCAGAGCCGCCGCCGCCAUUUGCACGGGGACCCCAGUGACAGGGGCUCGGCGGAGGGGCGGAGGGAGGGGGGUGGGCCCGCGGAGCCCCCGAGGGCGGGAGCGACGCCGCCGGCGCCGGCCGGGCUCCCUGCGCGACCGCGCCGCCCGCGGCGGGCCCCGAGCAGCAGUAGCAGCAGCAGCAGCAGCAGCAGCAGCCGCCGAGGCCGGGCGUGCGCCUGAGGCGCGGCGGCGGCGGCGGCCCUGCGGGCGGCCGGGAGGGGCGGGGGCAGCGGCCGCCGCCGUUUGAUGGAUCCGAGGAUCGCCUGGUUCCAGCCAGAGCAGCUCGGACCGUCCAACAGUCUGUGGAUGCAGAUCUGGGAGACGACCCAGGGGCUGAGGAACCUCUACUUCAACCACCACUGUCACAGCAGCGGCGGCGCGAGCGGCGGCGGCGGCAGCAGCACGGCCACCGGCGGGAGCGGCAGCAGCACCGGCAGUCCGGGCGGCGCGGCCCCGGCCCCGGCCCCGGCCCAGGCCGGCAUGUACCGCUCCGGGGAGCGCCUGCUGGGCGGCCACGCGCAGUCCGCGGAGCAGCGGGACUUCCUGCCCCUGGAGACGACCAACAACAACAACAACCACCACCAGCCCGCGGCCUGGGCCCGCCGGGCUGCCGCGGGCUCCUCGGCGUCCCCGUCCCCCUCCGUGUCCUCGUCCCCACACUCCUCCGCCGCCGUCCCCGCCGCGGAGCCCGCGGACCCGGCCUCGGGCAGCAGCAACAAGAGGAAGCGCGACAAUAAGGCCAGCACCUACGGACUCAACUACAGCCUGCUGCAGCCCAGCGGAGGGCGGGCCGCGGGGGGCGGCCGGGCCGACGGCAGCGGGGGCGUGUACAGCGGGACCCCGUGGAAGCGGAGGAACUACAACCAGGGAGUCGUGGGUCUGCAUGAAGAAAUCAGUGAUUUUUAUGAAUACAUGUCUCCGAGACCGGAGGAAGAAAAGAUGCGGAUGGAGGUGGUGAACAGGAUCGAGAGCGUGAUUAAGGAGCUCUGGCCCAGCGCUGACGUCCAGAUAUUUGGAAGUUUUAAAACUGGCCUGUAUUUACCUACUAGUGACAUUGAUCUUGUGGUAUUUGGGAAGUGGGAGAACCUUCCCCUCUGGACCCUGGAAGAAGCUCUCCGGAAACAUAAAGUUGCAGAUGAGGAUUCGGUCAAAGUUCUAGACAAAGCAACUGUACCUAUUAUUAAAUUGACAGAUUCUUUUACUGAAGUGAAAGUUGAUAUCAGCUUUAAUGUACAGAAUGGCGUGCGAGCAGCUGACCUCAUCAAAGACUUUACCAAGAAAUAUCCUGUAUUACCGUACUUGGUUUUAGUAUUGAAACAAUUCUUAUUACAGAGGGACCUUAAUGAAGUAUUUACAGGUGGAAUUGGUUCUUAUAGUCUCUUUUUAAUGGCAGUCAGUUUCCUUCAGUUACAUCCCAGGGAAGAUGCUUGCAUCCCCAAUACAAACUAUGGUGUUCUUUUAAUAGAAUUUUUUGAAUUAUAUGGACGACACUUCAAUUAUUUAAAGACUGGCAUCCGGAUAAAGGAUGGUGGUUCGUAUGUGGCCAAAGAUGAAGUACAGAAAAAUAUGCUUGAUGGCUACAGGCCAUCGAUGCUUUAUAUUGAAGAUCCUUUACAACCAGGUAAUGAUGUUGGAAGGAGUUCAUAUGGGGCCAUGCAAGUGAAACAGGCCUUUGAUUAUGCCUAUGUUGUUUUGAGUCAUGCUGUAUCACCAAUAGCGAAAUACUAUCCCAACAAUGAAACGGAGAGCAUAUUAGGUAGAAUAAUUAGAGUAACGGACGAAGUUGCCACAUACAGAGAUUGGAUAUCAAAACAGUGGGGCUUGCAGAAUAGGCCUGAGCCUUCAUGCAAUGGAAAUGGUGUUACCUUGAUAGUAGAUACUCAGCAGUUAGAUAAAUGUAAUAAUAAUCUAUCUGAAGAAAAUGAAGCCCUUGGAAAAUGUAGAAGUAAAACUUCGGAAUCUCUUAGUAAACACUCUUCAAACUCUUCAUCAGGUCCAGUGUCUUCCUCUUCUGCCACACAGUCCAGCUCUAGUGAUGUCGAUUCUGAUGCGACACCAUGCAAAACCCCGAAACAGCUGCUCUGCCGUCCGUCCACUGGGAACCGGGUAGGGUCGCAGGAUGUGUCCUUGGAAUCAUCCCAGGCGGUUGGGAAAAUGCAGAGCACCCAGACCAGUAACACCUCCAACAGCACCAACAAAUCUCAGCAUGGAUCAGCAAGGCUCUUUCGUUCUUCCAGCAAAGGCUUCCAAGGUACAACUCAAACAAGCCAUGGUUCCUUGAUGACAAACAAACAGCAUCAAGGCAAAUCAAAUAAUCAGUAUUACCAUGGCAAAAAGAGGAAACACAAGAGGGAUGCUCCCCUCUCAGACCUUUGUAGAUAGUCGGCGUUGUGCGAUGGACUGUCUUCUGUGUGCAAUGGUCUCAUGCUCAGGACAGUUGGAUAGGGACUCCUGGCGCUCGGGAGCCUUACACUGUUCAGACUUUGAUUUAGCAACUGCGUUUUUUCCCAGCUCGCCACGGAAUGGAUCAUGAAGACUGACAACUGCAAAAACAAAAAGCAAGCAAAAAAGGGGGAAAAAAAAAAAGGCUGCUCAUUUGAUAAGUCAUAUGCUACAACAGGGUCAUUUUAAGAUUUAAAGCUUGAAUGUAAAAUAAAUAUAUUUCUCAUUGGCUUUAUGCAGAGUAAUAGGGAAUAAUAUUCAGUGUGGGUAGGGUGAUAGGAACAAAAACCAAUUUCAGAGGAUGGGGUGGGGAAAGAAAACAAAAGUAUCUUAUAGGAAGUCCAGAUUCCAAAGGGGAAAGUGAUCUGUGCAUGUUUUCUUUUUUUUUUUUUUUUUAAUAUUUUUGCAUAUAUUUACCAUUUUAUUGUGUGUAUAUAUAGAUGACCAUAUAGGAAAUUGAUAUUUGUAAUAGUGGAUUUGUUAAUACUUUUUACAUAACAUUACUGUUUAAAUUGUAAACAGAUUUUUCUCAGGAUUAGUUUCAAAAAUAAUCUGAAUUGUCAUCUUAACAUCCAUAUAUAGGGAAGUGAUUAGUUCUAUUACUCAAUUUGUUUUCCUCAGCAUUGAAAUGACUUACUCUAGAACCCUUGUGACCUGCUGCAAAAAUUUUUCCUCUAAAGAAAAGGUUUAUGGUGGCAAAUGACGUUUUAUUUUGUAAAAAAAAAAAAAAAAAAAAAAGAAAAAAAGAAAAGAAAAAAGAAAAAAAAGAAAGAAAGAAAAAAAGAAAAAAACGUACUAUGUACUUUUGUGUAAACACUGAAAAGCUCUAGUCAUCUCUAAGAAUUAACUUGCAACUGUUUUCUAUAGUGCUGUCGUCUUGGGCAAUGGGCAAUUACAUGACUUUGUGUUUGUUUCCUUUGCAGUCUUGUUUUGUUUUGUUUUUCUUCCCAAUAGGGGAAAAAAAAAAAAAAAAAAAAGGCCGCCCGCGUCUGGUCCCAUUCCUGUUGCGGUGAAACCCCGAGUCCCACAGACUUUGCAUGCUGGCUCCCAACCCUGUGUGCAGCGUGUGCUUGGUUCUCUCGUCUCUUCUUCUUUUCUAAAUCCAUGCUUAACUACUGUGGGAGAGAAUAACUGUAAACAGCUUUAAUUAAAUCAUACUUAUAAAAAACUAUUUUCUUAUACUCCACUUUAUGCUUUUGGUAUUGUUGAUCUUUAAAAAUUAAAUGGUCUUUGAUAAUGGAUCUAUUUUGUAUUGCCUUAUUAAGACCAAAUACUUCUUGUCAUCCCAUUCUUUAUCCUCUCCUUCCAUGGAAUUGUUAUCUUUAAUUAAAACUUUUUAAAACAUUGGCUUGUUUCAAUCAUACUGUAAAUUUUGGUUGUGGUCAGCUUUGAGCGCAAAUGAGAUGUAUAAUUCUGUUACCCAUCACAUGUUGAGUCUGAAACUCGGGAAUGUUGAAUAUAAUAGGAUGUAAGUGACAUUUCUGAAAAUGCUCUCUUUCAAUGUGAAGGCUCUUGUGUUUAGCAUCAGUGUAUGUGGCUCUGUUAAUUACAGCCAUUUGGGAAAUGAGAUUCUUUUAUAUAUAUACAUAUAAAGUACUAUUGGCUUUUAGGAAUUUCUUUUAUAUACAUUUAUGAAAUACUGAAGACCAAUCAGACCAUUAAUGGACACUUAGUGCAACUUUUUAUAAAGAAAAUAAUGCUAAAGUAAGACCAAAACUGAUGUUAUCACUGAAAUUGACAGUUUUCAAUAUGUUCGUAUUUUAAUUCACAAUGGGAAAAUGUGUUCCACAACUGGAAACUCAUGAUACUUGUGUAAAUCGUGGAAAAUUUUAAAUGUGAUGUUAUUUUGACAAUGUUUUAAAUUUUAGAGUCACAUUUUAUUCUGAUCAGAAUUUUUAUCAAGAUGUUGAGCUUUUGUGUUUUGAAACUAGUUUGUCAUAACAUAUUGUGCUUAAUCACAGUAUUUAUUUUCUAGGACUAUUGUGAAUGUGUAGACUUAUGUUUACUGCUAAGGGAACAAUUAUUUAUAAAAUGAUAUUAAAUCCAGUAUUAGCUGCCUAUUUCAGACACUUAAUACUUGCAGAGAUCCAUUGUUACAUUUACCACACUGAAGUUUUGUUUUGUUUUGUUUUGUUUUGUUUUAAGAAUCACCCUCAUUGUUGAAAGUAAAUGUACUCUUAGGGUGCAGAUAUUAGCGUUCCAAUAAGCAUGUGAUUAUAUUAAGGUGGUGGUAGCGGGAAGAUAAUCUUGAUUCCAUUGGGAAUCUUAGGUUUUCGUAAAUUUAUUGGGAAAAUAGUUUUUCCUGUACUGCUGAAGUUUCUUUUUGGUAAACAGUAUCUUUCUAAAAGAAAAAGCAUGAAGGAGAAAUUGAGGUGUGUACAUAUCCUCAAAUGACCAGCAUUGUAUUCGUGAAUACUGUGUAUCUUGCAAUGAACAGUGUGGAAGCUGUUCAUUUUUCAAUCUGAAGUAAAAUACUUUCAAGAACUUUUAGUUUGCCUGCUCAUUUGUUUUGUACAUUUCAUCUCUGUAUUUGACUCCUGUCUUUUUUUCUCUUUUGAGUUUUAAUACUUUCUAUGAAGAUUUUGUGAGUAUAUCAGAAAUGUUUCAUUUAAAUAUUACAGUCCAUCCAUACUCAUGAGUCAUAACCUUCCUUUGCUCGUACUUGUAGAAUGGGAUUUCACCAAUUCUGCCUCACUGUGGUGACAUUUCUCGGGGAGUCAUGUAUGUGUGCCUGGUCGGUGUUGGAGCUCCUUGAAAAGUUCUGAUAAACAUUUCAGUACUGGUUUUCAGAAGUGUUGAUGGGUCAUAGACACGUCAGCAUAAAACCUGAAUGGUUAUGUUUUGAUGACAAAGGUAAAUGCAUUUUUUCCUGCAGUUUUGAGGUGUCCGCGAAGGAGCCUGGUUUUUAGCGUCUUUGUCUUGUUUGGAGAUGUUGCAUGUGGUUUUCAAAUCUAGCUUUGCUCUCAGGAUCUACUGGUUUUACAUACAGUUGCCCUCCAGGCUUCAACAGCCUUUUUUUUUUUUGUCCUAUUUUGAGUGUGUUUUACUUUUACUUGCAUUUUGAGCCUGUCAUUAAUACUUGGAUUAUUUGCUCUGGCUCCAGAUAUUCCUGGGUAAAGUCUUCACAGGGUAAAAACAUGCAUGCGAGGGAGAGCGUUACUAAUAGUCUUUCUGCUCUGAAGUCUCGUACCUCCAUGUGUUUUCUCGUUCCCUCCCCUGUGUCAUGGUUAGUGUGAGUUGUGUUUGUCUUAACCUAUGGACUCGUGUUUGGGGUUUCCAGAGCUGUAGGCCUGCCAGGAGAGCGGAUGGCCACGGUGAGCUGCAGGGCCCUCUUACUGCAGUGUGUUCAUUGCAAAGACGUCCCCACUGACUAGGAUGUAGUUACCAAGGUUGCUCUGUAGAAGUCCCUAGAAAUCACCAUUAUUGGGUAUUAUUGAUAAGUUUUGUUGAUUUUUUUUUUGUUCAUAGUUACAUUUCAAUUUUAUUUUAAUGUGGAUGUACAGUUCAAAACUGAUCAGUUCCUUUGAUUAUUACAUGCUGUUGAUCUCUUAGUGUUUCAGUCACUGACUAGGAAUGUUGAUAGGAGAUUGGUUGCUUCUCAAUUAACUUUUCAAGAACUAAGUGGUAACAUAUAAAAAAAAAGACAUUCCUAAUUUUCCUGUGAUAAAUAUUGAAAUGUUAAAUUAAUGAUUAGAAGAGUUUAUUCUUAUCCAUCAGUUCUUGCUCUCUGAGCUCAUUUAACUGACUUCGGUUAGUGGAGAGUAACAUUCUCAUCAAGUAUUUUGUGAGGAAAAUAUUCCAUAAAUGGCUCUAUUGAACUUAAUUGAGUAGGAAGUUAUAUUUAAUAGUUACUCUUUAUCCUAAUUUUCAUCAGUGACCUAAUUCAUCUAGUGACGUAUUUAGAGAAUGGUGCAGCAUCACAGUGGGAACAAAGAUGUGUAAAAGCAGUUCUUGGAAGUGAUGUCUGUAUCUUGCCUCAGCUUCUGAACCUCAAGACUCUAUUUUAUCAAAAUAUUUAUGGGCGGAAUGAAUAUUAAAAGAACAAAUUUUAAUACGCUACUUGAUAUUUAACAUAACUGAGAAACUAGUCCGAGUUGACCGUGGAAGUUACUUGCGUGGCUCGGAAACUUGAUGUGACCCAGAAGCCUUGUUCUUUACCGUCUUCUUGUGAGCUGUUUUAACUUUAUGCCUUGAGCACCUUUUUUUUUUUUUUUUCAUCAAAGAUAAUGACCUAAAUAUCUGUAUAAAUUGAAUGUUGACAGAAUUAAGCAGAAGAAUUGCUUUAUAUAAACUCUGCGGAUGUAUUUGACAUCCAGAAUUAAAUAUUUACUUAAGGGCAGUUUUUCAGUUAAUACACUGCUAAUGUUUGUUUUACUCUUAGGCAGGGUUUUGAUUUUAAGUAUUUGGCCUUUACAUUUUCUACUUAAGUGUAUGCCCUAUUAAGUGUAACCUAGUCCACAGUCUACUAGCCAGAAGGAGGGAACACCGUAGAAGAGACUGAACCAGACAGAUGGAGAUAGCACAUCCCCUUUGGUGGUUAUGAACUUGAGGAAUCUCCAGGAUUUGCUGAGAGAAAUGUUAGCCGUAUCGCUAAGAACAGACAAUAACAGACAGUCUCUUAAUUUGUGUAUUUUCAGCGAAAGUGUUUGUUGGUAUUUUCUUUAUUUUUGCAUUCUAACAUAAGUCUCUGUGGUUCUACACGGCCUUGACUCCUGGUCAAAGCAGCAGUUUCCAUGUGGCCUGAUUACAGGCCAGGUCUCCGCUAAGAAAACAGUCUGGAUAAAUUUGUUAGGAGUGUUGUUUUACCUUCAAGAUGCUGUAAUAAUGAGAGCCUGUGAAGUCUCACAAGCUGGGCAUUACCAGAAUCAUGUGGUGGGUGGGGAGGGGAGACAGAGGCCUAGGAGAAACUGUCGAAGCCAGUGACUUGGUGAAGCUGUCUCUCAUGGAUUAGUGACCUGUACCUUCCAAAGAUAAUGAAAUUAUUUAUUGGUUAUCAGCCAGAUUCUUUGAGUUGAAAUUUAUCUCCCCUUUCAACUUGGGUUCUGUGCAGUUCGUGGCUGUUGCCUAAAUCAUUUUGUUAUUACCUUUUAUAUUUGGUUGCAGUCUGUCAUAACCUGUCUCUUUGUCCCUAAACUGAAAUCUCCAAAAUGGAAGCUCCUGCUCUGGUUUUUACAUAUUUAAAUUUUAAGGAGUCACUUUUUAAAAAAGAGUCUCUUGAAAGUCCUAUAAUCCUAAAA